Nerophis ophidion (straightnose pipefish) is the source of this 1335-nucleotide messenger RNA. Its product is annotated as zinc finger protein 135-like. Lineage: Eukaryota; Metazoa; Chordata; Actinopteri; Syngnathiformes; Syngnathidae. The transcript has 2 exons. The record is from RefSeq and is a predicted model, not a curated record. Gene Ontology annotation, molecular function: DNA-binding transcription factor activity, RNA polymerase II-specific; RNA polymerase II cis-regulatory region sequence-specific DNA binding. The coding region runs from base 316 to 1299 and encodes 327 amino acids. Gene Ontology annotation, biological process: regulation of transcription by RNA polymerase II.
GCAGAGUGGUUCCGUCUUGUAACGUCAAGUGUGCGAACUGUCGUGAAAGCGCAUUGACCCAGAAAGAAAUAAGCAGCGUCUUUAUUUGCUCUCCAGUUUGUAAAUAUUAAUGUCAUAUAAGAUACGUAUGUAAUUAUUUGUUCAAGUUUAAAAUCGUCCCAGUGCGCGAGAAGCACUUUGCUGCUUCUUGUGCUCGUUUAUUGCUAGCUAUCUUAGCUCGUUUGUUAGCUUAGCUUGUUAACUGCUAACAGAAGUUAUCAACACAUCGCUAAGUAGAGAUCAAGUGUGAGAGUAAAGUGUUGUGAUUGUGUGAAAAUGUCUACGUUACAAAUGUUGAGAGCGUUGGUGGAUCAGCGACUAACUGCUGCCGUUGAAGAAAUAUUUGUAGUGUUAGAAAGAACGAUAGCAGAAUACGAGGUGGAACUUUCUAGAACAAAGGAGGAAAACAAUCAACUCCUGGACGCUCUUUUCACGAAACAUCAAGUUGUGUUACACAAAACAGACGUCGAAGAAGAACCUCUACCUCAUGAGCAGGAAGAAGAGCCACAAUUCCCCAACAUACAUGAGGAAGAAGAGGUACCACAUUCCCAACACAUUAAAGAGGGAAUGCAGGAGCCACAGCCCCCCUACAUUAAAAAGGAAACAGCAAAACACAGCAUCAGUCAGGAGGGAGAGCAUAUUGAAGGACUGGAGGAGUUCCCAGUGACUGGUGUCCCUGUGAAGAGUGAAGAUGAUGAGGUCAAAGGUGAAAGUGAGGACAGGGGAGGGGGGGAGCCUCCAAGCGGCAGCUCAACACAACACAUGACAACAGAAGCUGAUGGAGACCACUGUGGAGGAUCACAAGCAGAAAAGCUCUUAGCUCCACUAUCAGAUAGUGAGGACACAACGUCACACUCUCCUGACACUGAUGAUGAAGACUCUAAAGAUGAUAAGACAUGUCACACUGACAACACUCGCUUCACAUGUUCUCUCUGUGACAAAACCUUUAAAGACAUUUGGCAUCUGAAAAGACACAUGAGAACACACACUGGAGAAAAACCUUAUGUCUGUCCAAUCUGUAGUAAAAGUUUUGUACAAAGAAACCAUUUGGAAGUACACUUGAGAAGACACACUGGUGAGAAACCUUACACAUGUUCAUUCUGCAACAAAAGCUUUUGUGACCAAUCAAACCUUGUAGCACACAUGAGAAGACACACAGGAGAGAAAGUGUUGAGUUGCAGUGUGUGUGGUGAAAGAUUUUCUUCUAAGUACCAGUGUAAGAAACACAAGUGUGCUGGUGAGAACAGCAGCAGCAAAUGAAACUGCAGGAUUUGAAAUAAACUGUCAAGACUUUAA